UAGUGUGGAGAGGUUUUCUACAAAGAAAAAGGAGAAGACAGUAGUCGUGUUCUACUAUUCCUCCAAUCCUCCCUCCCUGCCAAUCAUCUCCUUUGUUAUUUCACAAAUAUGUUCACUACAAAUCUAACCACUUCUCAAUCUUUCAUCUCUCCUUCAACUUCUAAACCCUACUUUCUUUCUCCUCCUUCUAACAAUUCCAUUUCCAUUCAUUGUCGUGCGCUUGAUUUCUCCGCUUCUUCUUCUUCUUCUUCUUCAUCUUCUUCUCCGAAUUGGUUCCAAUUUCCCGACGUUUCUGGACCUCGAUAUAACGACGCCGUUUUAGGGGGUAGUAGUAAAAGCAGCAGCAAUGGAAGUAAUUCGGGUAAACUAGAGAAAAAAUGGUCCAGAAAUAGAGAAAGUUAUUUAACGGAUGAUUCUGACCCUCUUCCUCUUCCUAUGACUUAUCCCGAUUCUACCCCUGUUUCUCCUGAUGAAAUUGAGCGCCGUCUACGCUGUGAUCCUCAAAUUGAGGAUUGUAAGGUGGUUGUAUACGAAUGGACUGGAAAGUGUAGGAGUUGCCAAGGGACAGGUUAUGUGGAUUACUACAACAAACGAGGAAGGAUAACUUGCAAAUGCAUACCAUGUCUUGGAAUUGGAUAUGUUCGGAAGAUAACAGCUCGAGAUGACAUCGAAUUGAUGGAGGAUUAACUAUUGCAAAACCAAUUUGACCCUCUUUGAAAAUUUUACACACAUUGGUAAAUUGGGUAUACUUCUACAGUUCUACUCCGUUUGUGUUCUGUAGAUGUUGAUGCAAACUGCGUGGAAACUCUAUCAUGCAUUCAUUUUUAGGCGGCGGCUCAUAAUGCGGCAAACGACAAUUAGAAUAUUUGUUUAAUUUGUUUUUAUGUAAAUUUUUUUAAAAUUGUGUCGUAUUCAUUUUAAGUGUCUCAUUUACUUUUGAGAUACUAUUUAUCUAUUACUUUUAAAUUGUAUUUUAUUAUUAAUUUUAAGUUAAAACAUAGCCAUAUGAGAUAUUAUUUAAUUUAUUUUGA
Messenger RNA from Amaranthus tricolor (Joseph's coat), 1031 nucleotides. Its product is annotated as protein disulfide-isomerase SCO2. The record is from RefSeq and is a predicted model, not a curated record. The coding region runs from base 109 to 687 and encodes 192 amino acids. Lineage: Eukaryota; Viridiplantae; Streptophyta; Magnoliopsida; Caryophyllales; Amaranthaceae. The transcript is spliced from 4 exons.